Messenger RNA from Opisthorchis viverrini, 1938 nucleotides. RefSeq lists its product as hypothetical. The record is from RefSeq and is a predicted model, not a curated record. NCBI's taxonomy places the organism in Eukaryota, Metazoa, Platyhelminthes, Trematoda, Opisthorchiida, Opisthorchiidae. Gene Ontology annotation, cellular component: cytoplasm; mitochondrion. The transcript has 6 exons. Gene Ontology annotation, biological process: nucleobase-containing compound metabolic process. The annotation marks the transcript as partial. Gene Ontology annotation, molecular function: AMP kinase activity; ATP binding.
GAACGACAGCCGCUGAACGACAAGAACAUAAUUGAGAUACUUGGGCGAAGGCCUGUGUAUCAAUCCGUGAAGCAAGGUCACAGCUGUGAUGACAAACCAAUCACCGGACUGAGUUUCCUGCCAUCCACCGCCCGAGAGAUUAGAGUCCAUUGCUUACUUGCGGCAACGAUGAAGUCCACGCGGCCAGUGUUUUCCGUUGUGAAGGCGGUAAUCCUAGGCCCUCCAGGUUCUGGAAAGGGUACUAUUUCAAAGAGGAUAACGAAGGACUUUCCUUUGGACUGCAUUAGCUCCGGUGAUCUCCUUCGGGCACAUGUGGCUGAUAAUUCCAUGAUUGGUGUUGCGGCCUCAAAGUAUAUGUCAAAAGGACAACUUGUGCCUGACGACUUGGUCACAAAAAUGAUGCUUCAAGAGUGCGCUAGAUAUCGCGACUCAAACCUGUUGCUCGAUGGUUUCCCCAGGACGGUUGAACAGGCAAAGGCAUUAGACAAAGAGACUACAAUUAAUUGUGUGAUUAACCUCGAUGUCCCGUUCGAUGAGAUUAUCAACCGUGUAAAAUGUCGAUGGGUUCAUCUCCCUAGUGGUAGAAUUUAUAACACUGAAUUCAACCCACCCAAAAUUCCGGGCCUAGAUGACAUUACCGGUGAACCACUGGUUCAACGCGAAGAUGAUCAACCGGAGACCGUGAGAGCACGUUUGGAAACUUACGGCCGCGUAAUGAAACCCUUGUUUGAUUACUACAAGUAUCUCCAAAUCAAUCUUCGACACCCAGUCCAUCAGGCCGCCUUCAAUGUCCGCACUCUGAAGCAAGCAGGACAACGAACUGCUCUUGCACUCACACUGGACUCGCUCGGCUUUGAUGUGUGCUCGUCUCAGAAACGAGGAUUCAAGAUGCAAGCACUGUUUGGGCUAACCGCUCCUUCAGUCUCCACUCCCUUUUGGCUGCGCAACUCUGACAAUCCAGAGGCUGCAGUGGCGGAAUGUACGGAGAUUGGUAUCGUCUUAAGUCACCGGGCGGAACUGUCCUUGUUUGACUGUAUACCUGUUGAUAGUCGCAUCUGUGCGGAUCGUCUGGUUCAUCUCACAAGCGGGAAGCUGAUCCCUGUCUAGCCCACAGUUGAAGUAGAACCCUGGACGGUGAAUGUAGAACCACCUACGGCCUCGGAGGUUUACGACUGCAUAUGUUCUCUCAAGCGCCACCGAGCUCCUGGUCCGGAUGACUUCCCACCCGCACUGUUCAAAGACGGGGGUGAAGUCCUCAGUCAGCUCUUGUUCGAUCUGCUUGCUUGCAUUUGGGAAACGGACCCUGUCCCAGACAAGUGGAGAGCAUGGUCGCGGAAUUUACUACACAGUUUCAGGGGUCGCUACUCCAAUGAGUUGUGGCCAUUGGUUCACAAGGCCUUCUCACAGUAUCUGAAGCCACUUCAAUACACGGAAUACAAGUAGGGACAAACAAACAGUCAUCAUAUGCAUCACUUUACCGGUUUUUAUCUCGAUUGCUCUAUCCCUGUUGUUUCUAAACGCAUUUAGGCUAACUGUUUCGAUUUCGGUUCAGACAUGAUAUUCCUCCUUCCGCACAUUCCUGCCCCAUAGUGUGACCAGAGAUAAAAUGACUUGUGCACAUUAAAGACUGUGACUGUUUCACAAGCUUUCUUUUGAUUUGAUUCGAUCAAUGGUAUUAGUAACAUUUUAUCGGAUGAUUUAGGACUGGUCAGUCGCCCCUCAAAGAGAUAUUCUCGCUACGUUCUUUAUAGUUCCUCACGGAUUUUUAUGGUACGUAAUAAUUCACGGCCACCUGUUUGCUUAUGCUUGUUUCGUGGUCUUCGCUAACCAUACGAUGUCCUUGAUUCCCCAACCUAUUGGACUUUCCGGGAUUUUAUACGCACGUGUCUUCCGUUUGUCGGAGAAGUUGUUUUCCAUCCCCAUCAGACGAGACUAGAC